Messenger RNA from Ictalurus furcatus (blue catfish), 2608 nucleotides. RefSeq names its product ADP-ribosylation factor-binding protein GGA3-like. The record is from RefSeq and is a predicted model, not a curated record. Gene Ontology annotation, biological process: vesicle-mediated transport; intracellular protein transport. NCBI's taxonomy places the organism in Eukaryota, Metazoa, Chordata, Actinopteri, Siluriformes, Ictaluridae. Gene Ontology annotation, molecular function: small GTPase binding. Gene Ontology annotation, cellular component: trans-Golgi network. Bases 135 to 773 code for a protein of 212 amino acids. The transcript has 5 exons.
CACCUGGCAUCUCGCUCUGCCAGGCUCCUGCUCCUCCUGGACUCGACCUGUUCUCCGGUGGAGCAGCAGCACCAGGGACCGUGUUUCCUCCUGCGCACACUUCAGGCCACCCCACACACCCCACACACCCUGACAUGGUGACUCAGGGGCUGCAGGAUCUCGCCAUGCUGAACCUGGGAGAGGUGCAGAGUGUCUCGGGUCAGCCCGUCAUGGCCACCGGUGUUGGUUUGGGUUUCGGCGUUUCCUCCUCUCUCUCCUCCUCCAACCCAUUUAUCAGCUCCAGCAUGCCCGGCUCUCCCCUGCGCUCUCUACAGGGAAACCCCGUGCGCUCUGAGGCAUCCCUCAGCAACCUACAUGUUCCCCUGGACUCCAUCAAAACCAGUAAGACUCUUCCUGUGACUGCGUACGAUAAAGACGGAGUGCGCGUCCUCCUGCACUUCGGCUCUGAGUGUCCUCCCGGGAGACCCGACGUCCUCGUCAUCGUGGUGUCCAUGCUGAACACGGCUCCUCUCGCAGUGAAGAACAUCGAGCUACAGGCCGCAGUGCCGAAGUCCAUGAAAGUGAAGCUUCAGAGUCCGUCAGGAGCCGAGCUGGCCCCCUUUAACCCCGUCCUGCCCCCUUCCUCCAUCACACAGGUCAUGCUUCUCGCUAACCCGCUUAAGGAGAAGGUGCGUCUGCGCUAUAAGCUGAUGUUCCUCCUCGGUGAGAGACAGUACUGUGAAGUGAGUGAGCUGGAUCAGUUUCCUCCACCAGAGAGAUGGGGAAACCUGUAGAGCUAACACACACACACACACACACACACACACACACUGAUGGUAAGGUCAGGUGACAGAGGUCUUAACUCUGAGAUCACUGUAAGCCCUGACUCGGACAUGUGUAAGAAAACUCCUGGUUUAUUUAUUGAUUUGUUUGUACUUUAUUAAAGCUGUAAAUGACGAGUGUUAUCAAGGGUCCAAGUUAGCUUCUAGUCGCCUCGAGCUACAGCGCUAACGCUAACACUGAGAUUCCACACUGCACACGUGGACUCCAGAUCUUCUGUGAAAAGGAAAUCGCCGCUACUGCACUCUCGGUCUCUCUUCUGUAUACGUGUGUGUGUGUGUGUGUGUUACACAACACCGAGUGUGUAGUGCUCUACAUGUACUGUAAACACAUGCCCUUGUGCGCUGGACAUUCUGGUAUCUAGCAAAACCCAAAAAAUUGAAAAACAUGUGUUUCUUUUUUUAUGGAGCGAUAACAAGCGACGAGUGAGAUUAUUAACAGUCGUGACCUGCCCACAAGACGCAAACUCACCAGGAACCUGUCGCUUGCUAGCGUGAACUCUGCCUCAGACACGAGCGAGUCAAAGCGCUGAGGUGAUUUUUUACAUUCUGCUGAAUUCUGUUGAACUUAAAGCUGCAGUACUGAACUUUUGCCUCUCUAUCGCCAUCUCUGUUUGAAACGGGAAACGCGAUACCUAGCUGAAUCAAGCGAACACGUGCGCUAAUGUUAGCUGGUUACAUACUGAGCCACUGAAAUGUCUUAAAUGUUCAGCUAAUAAAAGCCAUGUCUGUGUCAGUCUUCAGUCCCUUCAGAUCUUGGAGCUUUCACCACGUCUCAAAAGCCAUGCUGAUAUUUAUUCUGGUUUCAGCACGGGCUCUGUCGCGUUCCCUUUUUCACUGCAUUCUCUCCAGUUUGAGGUUCCUUGGUUUUGACAGCAGCUGAUUCCAGAUGUGACUGAUGAUUGUGUUUAGAACGAUCCAGAUUAAAGCAGCCGUCUAGAUGACCGGUUUCAAUUCUAAGCAACUGUUGUAAGGAAAAGCUACAAACACUCCACCUUCCUCAGCCCCCACACACGUGAUAUAGUAGCCGGCUCGUCUUCUUUCUGUUAACGCGCGUGACGAAACCACGCGAAGGCGAAUGACGUCACGAAUGAAGUUUUGAACACUGAUUUUUUUAUGGACGUGUUCAACAAUUGAUUUGAUUUAUGUUUGUUUUUAACCAAGAAAAGUUCCUUACUGCAGCUUUAAACCACGUUUAAUUGUAUACGUCAUGUUUACCGGACGAUUGUGUUUUUAUUUAUUGAUGUCAUCGUGCAAUACAGGUGUGUUUAACUGCUGUGUGUUUUAUUGCUUUAGUGUUUUAUUUCUCUUCGGAUUGCAGUCCUGGUUUGUUAUUACUAAUGUUAUUACUAAUGUUAUUACAUACAAUCAAACUGUAAUAACCUAAUAGUAAUAUUAUGGGCCUUCACACUCACAUACAGAGCAACCGUGUGUGUGUGUGUGUGUGUGUGUGUGUAUAUGUGUGUGUGUGUGUCACUGCAUUCUGACUGUAUACAGUGUGUAUGAGUUUAAAACACAAGCCAUAAAAUGUUAUUAUUUGUCCUGAUCACUGAGACUGAAUUAGUGAAUGUAAAAAAAGCUGUGAUUUAAAUUCGAGACUGCCCGUGUGUGUGUGUGUGUGUGUGUGUGUGUGUGUGUGUGUAUGUGUGUGUGUGUCCUGUACAGUAAGUGCUUGUGCCAUGCAACAGUAUGUACAGUAUGUGUUUCCAACAUGUGAUCUCUCCAGCUGCAUGCAGAAAUAAACUAAAGAGUCUCUUUUACACCAAAGUGAAGUGAGUUCAUUUUAUUGA